This is a messenger RNA of Phytophthora sojae, 4048 nucleotides long. RefSeq lists its product as hypothetical. The transcript has a single exon. The record is from RefSeq and is a predicted model, not a curated record. The coding region runs from base 497 to 1192 and encodes 231 amino acids. Lineage: Eukaryota; Oomycota; Peronosporomycetes; Peronosporales; Peronosporaceae.
UGCAUGAGGUUCUUGGCCGUCGAGAGCUGUCGUGGGCGUGGUUCACAGUGCACAUUCAAUUACCGGGGCCACUUCCGUCCGCAGCAACUCCCUGCAAUUGUGAAAGAGUUCAUUGAGGCCAACUACGGCGGCCUUAAACCGGAGUUCAAAGACCUGUGAAGGUGCUCGGGCGGGGAGUUCUCGGGGGCGAGGUGUGCGGGCUGGGUACUUACCCCCCCACGAUACUGUGAUUCAUCGAGCCGGUGCAAAGUGCUCUACCAAGAAUUCUGGUGCCGGUGUAGUCACUCGCACAUCGCAGCUGCUGCACUCUCGUUCGCCAUCGUCAACGGUAGUACCGGCGCCUAUUCCGGUGCAGAUGGAGGCGCUGCACUCCACGGACUCGCGUACGCCUCCGCCUUCGGUGCAGUCACGUCUCCUGUCUAUGCAAUCAAAGAUGCCUCCGUCGGCGCAGUCAAAGUCGCCACGGUCGGCGCAGUGUUGGGCGUCACCGUCGGCGAUGUUGAGGCCGUCGCGGCUGGAACAGUCAACGGACGACGCUACGGAUUUCUUGCACACGAGCUCACUCGCUCAGCGCUACGGGAUUGACGCUAGACUCAGCCAAAUUCGCCUACGUAAGGCAGCUGGAGCACGCGCACUCCGCGCUGCUUUAGCCGACUACGGUAUCUCGGCCCCAGCUCCUUGUCCCACUACUUGUUCGUCUGCUGCCGCGGGGCCACCGCGCUAUCAGCUCGACCAGAACAAACAAGCAGCCUACAGUGAGUAUUUGCGACGGUCAGGCACGAGUCUUGCUGAUUUUGUUCGCCUCUUGCGUGGAGAGCGACCCUCCUACCCCGGACCCAACAAGGCGUUACAGGUGCCAACCAACGUUCCUGCGUGGAAGUCCUAUCGAUUUGCCGCCCAAUGGGCAGCUAUUGUCCGGCAUGGCGUCAUGCCAGAGUGGGAAGAGAUCCCUCCCUCGCAACAGACGCCUCCACCAAACCACGGCUCGGCUCGCAGGGCGCUUAAUGCCUUGGUGAAGAACAUCCGGAAGGGUCAAGACGAGGAUCGCUACCUCGUCCUGGACGUCGAUCUACUCGAACGCCUGGAUGGCGUCUUCUGCAGCCCCUUUGGUGCUGUGCCAAAGGACGACAAGCCCCUGACGGAGGACGCGCGCGUGAUUCAUGAUCUUUCGUUCCCCCUGGGCGAUCGAUAAACGACUUCACUGUCCUGCAAGACGACAUCGACAUUCGCUACGACGGUGCUCGGGCUAUCGCAUCUCGCAUUGAAGAGGUGGAGCGCGACUUUCCUGGCCUGGCUCGCAUGAUGUUUGGCGAUGUCAGUGGUGAGUUUCGUCAUAUCCCUCUCCUCGCGGACCACUGCUGCAAAUUUGCGGGCACAAUUCCUGAGUUGGGCGUUCUCGUUGUGGAUCUGUGCUGUCCUUUUGGUUGGCGCAACUCGCCCGCUUCAUACGCGAUCGCGGGAGGAGCGAUCAAUCAUUUGUAUUCUUCGUCCCGACCCUCUUGGCCAGGCCAGCCUGCACAUGCAACUGCCGCCUUCGACGGAAAGGUUUGGUGCGAUGACCACAAUUGUGUGGAGCCCGAUGUCGGCACCCGCCUAGCGGAGGCAGAAUCAGCGCUUCGGACAUCUAUGGUUCAAGUACUUGGUCCUUCACCGUGCAACGAAGACAAAUUCACUGGCUGGUUUCGUCAAGGCAAAGCGCUGGGACUAGAAUGGGACCUCAGUCGCCGCACGCUCUCUAUUCCAGCUGCAAAGAUCGACAAAGCCCGUCGACGCGUGCGAGCACUCCUGGAUCGACCCCGUGCCACGCGGAGCCAACUCAACAAGCUUAUGGGCUCGUUGCGCCAUGUUGCUACAUGUGUCCGUUCGGCGGCCCCAUUUUUCCAGCGGCUGGCUACCACUCAACGUCGAUCGCCGCGUUACGGCGCCAUCCCGUUUUCCGAAGGUGCCUGUGAUGAUCUUCGGUGGUUUCUGGCAAUUUUGUCCGCAACAGCCCUGAAUUCCGUCCCGCUCGCGCGGCUUACUAGUUCUUAGCACGCAGCGGUCGAGAUCUUCAUGGACGCCAGUGAUGUCGGGCUGUGUGCUAUCUAUCCUGCUCGGCGAGAAUUUCUACAAGUCCGCUUUGAUGAAGACGAGCUUUCAUCUAUUCGGGAUCUCAAGGCAGGACGCCCCAGCGCCUUUGGCAUCAACACGCGCGAGCUGAUGAGGGCAGUUUACGCUGCACUCAUUUGGGGACCUCUUUGGGCGCAGGCUACCGACGACCACGACGUGCAUGUCCUGCUGCGGAUCGACAAUGCCUUGGCUGUGGCCUGGAACAACAAGAGGGCAUCCCGAAACACGUUCGCCCAGCUUCUGCUUCGGGUUCUCGCUCUACAUGAAGCUCGCCACUACUUCUACGUUUCUGCUGCUCACAUUCCUGGUGUGGAGAACGUGAUGGCGGACGCCGGCAGCCGUGUUUGGGAAUCGACGACCAAGCUUCGGCAAUUUACUAAUAUGUGCUCUGGUUGGACGCAGGUUCAUGUCCCGCCGAGCUUGCGGAAACUCUCGCAGGUCUGGGAGCGCUGCUCCGCGCGGGAGCUUUAGCCGAGUCGUCGCGUGUUGCCUACUCCCGCGCUUGGAAGCAAUGGCUGUCAUGGUGUGAAUUUAUGAACUACUCUCCGUGGCUCCCUCGCGAUGCAACGUCUGCGUCCACCGCCCAACUUGGUGGAUUCGCCGUGUACCUUUGGAAAUUCGCGAUGAACCGCCGGCAACAAGGCAAUUCGUACGGCACUAUAUGUGCGAAGCUGUGCGCCGUGGUUCAUCGAUCCAGAACACUAGGUCAGCUAGCGCUUCUUUGUCGACGAUAGCGCGGAGCGUCUUCUGGCGGAGGAGAAACUUUCGUGCCGCUGUGACCACCGCCCCGACAAACGACUGAUAAACCUCUUCGACAAGAAGAGCCAGAACAUCCAACGCGGCCAGUAUAUCAUCCAUGUGCUCAGCUUCAGGUGGAGAAGGAAGACUGUUGCUGCUGGAGAAGUCGCACAUGUCGUAAUGUCUUAACCGUUGACGUCGAGAACUCACAUCCAGCCGCCCGAAAUGCAGAAUCGAUAAUCCUCGUGUUCCAAAUUCCCAAGCGUAGAAUCCCUUCAGCACAGCCGGAUGAGGGAGGAACGCCAGCAGCUCGAUUUGGGCCUGAAGUUGCUCUACAAACAGUUGAGCGUUCAUAUAGGCGUACGUACCGUUCACAAUAGCGUAGUGUACCGUAUUCUGUAGCCGUGACGCCCGAAAUUGACCCUUGCCGACGCUGUCUGAUGCUCCAUUGUCCAGUAGCGGCUGGUGCGUUGACAUUGGAAGCCUCUCCGACCCAAUUGUCAGCCGAGGACGUGCCCGCGCACGGACACCGAAAUCCAUGAGAUCGUUUUCACGUGCUCGCUUGGUAGUUUCUCGUGCUGCAGAAGUAACAUCCGCCCGUGGUACAUCGCUGGCGCUGGAGUCGCUGUCAUCAUCAGAUUCUUCGAGUAGGCUAGGUUCACCAGUGUUCCCUGCUGCCCGCUGCCUGCGGUUGCCCACGCUGGUUGCCGCUGGCCGCUGCUCGUGACCACUCAAGCGGGUUGCUGCUGCCCGCUGCCCGCUGCCCGCGGGUGGCCGCUGCCGGCACCUCCGUGGUCGCGUCAGCCGGCGAAGUCGUUGCGUCCGGUGUAAUGGGCUCAACGAAAAUUGAUUGGCCAAGCUCGAUUGAGGAAGGGACCCUACGCCGUCCGCCAUGGUAGAAUGUGAAGUCCAACACAUAUUUAGCCGAUACUUGAGACACUUGCAUGCUGGAAAUGUCCAACAAUGAAACGACCCCUGACUCGUCCACAUUCUCAAUCUCGAGCUUGUUGCAGAUUGUGGUGACCGCGCGCACAGCCGAACGUCCUCGCCCGUGGAACAACUUGUAAGCUGCCUCGUGAAUAGAGCGCAUCUCGGCUGGCAUCACGGAGAGAGUUGGCUUCCCUUCGCACAACCUCAUCGCAUAGGUCUCCGCAGCCAGUUCUUGCAGGAGUCCUUGGUCGUAGGUGAAUUCGAAGCUACC